Molecule: messenger RNA, 2240 nt
Organism: Caenorhabditis angaria
Lineage: Eukaryota; Metazoa; Nematoda; Chromadorea; Rhabditida; Rhabditidae
Source: the annotation of a GenBank genome assembly
AUGAUUCUUUUAUUAUUCUUUCUCACCUUAUUAUGGGUGCCAAAAGACACCGAAAGUGCUAAAAUAUUAGUCUAUUGUCCAUCAAUCAGUAAAAGUCAUGUGCUCCUUUGUGCAAAAUAUGCCGACCUUCUACAUAAUGCUCAGCACGACACGGUUUGUUGUUGAAGGGCACAUUUUUUAUGGGUGACUUUUUUUGUUGAGUUGAGUUGAGUUGAGAAAAAAAAAGAAGAAGAAAGUAGGGAAGAAGAAAAAAAACAUUUUCCCAUCUUAUUUCAAAUAACUACGAAGAAGGUCCCUCUUUUUGCUAGUCAGUUAGUCAGUCAGCAAAACAUUGAAAUAGCAUCGGAAAGUUGGAGACGCUGAGAAAACGUUCAAUCAUUUCAUUUCUUCAAUUUUCUCGUUGCACUCUCCUCCUUUUUUCGCCGAAAUCGAAUUUGAAUUUUUGUCUAACUUCGCUCCUCACAAAUAUAUUUUAUUAUAGGUUCUCUUCAUACCAACCUACACUUCACAACUUGAUGAUUUCAACGGCGCAAAACAUGCCAAAGUGUGGCGACUUCAAAAUAUUAGUGAGUGACCUCGGGUCCCAAGGUUUUAUUUUACCUCGUUUUUUUCAUUUUCAAAAAAACCUGUUCUUCUCUUUGUUUCCUUUUUUUGGCUGAUUUUUCUAUUUGAUACUUUACUUCCCCCAUAUAGAAUAACAAAUAUUAUUUAUACUUAUUUUCUAAUAUUUUCAGGUUCAAAAUAUGAUGAACUCCAUGAAACAUUCUCUGAUGUUUUGGAGGAUACACAUAUCGGAUUUCUCGAUAGAUUGAGAUUUGAAUAUGCAUGGUGGAUUCCGAUGUGUAAAGCUAUUGCAGAACAAAAACAUCGGCUUCAACAUCUAAUUGAUUAUCAAUUUGAUAUGGCAAUUGUGGAAGAUAUUGAUUAUUGUAAUUUUGCAGUUGUCAGGUGAGUUAGAUCUCAUAUCCUUUCCUAUUGAAAUGGUAAUGAUAUGUAAUCUAGCUUACAGGUCUCUUGGAAUCAAAAACAUUGCGUUAUUAUCAUCUGAGCCACUUAUGGAUAAAAUUGCGUGGGAUUUAGGAAUUCCAGCUCCAGCAUCGUAUGUUCCAUCAAUUGAGGAGAAUCCAAAUCAUGAUCGAAUGGGGUUCUUUGAACGUUUAGUGAACACUUAUAAAUAUACACAAUCUAUAAUUGUUCAUCAUAUGAUCGACAAAUGGAUAAUGGAGAUUUUCCGGACUCAUGUGCACCCCAAUUUUCCUUCAACAACUGAAUUGGUUCGAAAUGUUUCCGUUGUUUUUGUGAAUACUAAUGAAAUGUUUGAUAUUGCAAGACCUGUAUCAUCAAAAAUUGUAUAUGUAGGAAUGUUAAAAGGAUCUUAUGAAAAUGCUACACUUUGUGAGGUAAACUUUGAACAAAUUCAAAGGUCAUACAAUCUUUCUUAUCAAUUUUGUAUGAUGCAAAGAGCAAUUAAAACAAAAGUGUUGUUUUUUAGGAACUAGAUUCAUAUUUUAACAAAGGAAUCAAUGGAUCAAUCUUCAUAUCAUUUGGAACUGUUGCACCAUUCAAAUUGCUUCCUUCUAGAAUAAAAAGAUCAAUAAUCUAUGCGAUUGAGAAAUUGCAAAACUAUCAUUUUGUUUUGAAAUUAGCGGAAGAGGAUUUAGAAUCACGAAAAAUGUUUGAUUCUCUGAAAAACAUCAAUUUGGUUGAUUGGGUUCCUCAAAAUGCAGUGUUGAGUAAGAAUACAUAAAAGGUAAACACAACAUAAAGUUCUUAUUAUAGAGCAUCCGAACUUGAAACUUUUUGUAUCACAUGGUGGAAUGAAUAGUGUUUUGGAAUCAAUGUCAUAUGGUGUUCCAAUGGUUCUUAUGCCAGUUUUCACAGACCAAUUCAAAAAUGCUAAAACUGUUGAAAGACGUGGAGCUGGAAAAAUGAUAUCAAGAGAAACAAUCAAGGAUGAAACAUUUUAUAAUGAAAUAUCAAACAUUUUGGAAAACUCUGAAUAUCAAAAAAACGCGAAAAGAAUUGCAAAAUUGAUCAAAACACGACCAUUUUCGGCAAAUGAAAGAGUUUUGAAGUGGAUUGAUUUUGUUCUCAAGUAUCCUGUCAAUUUGGACUUACAAUCUAAUAAUUUUAGUCUUUUCACUUAUUUUCAUUUCGAUGUUUUGAUCUUUAUUAUUUUCAGUUUUAUUGCUGGUCGUUUCAUUUAUCAUAAUAUUCAUUUCAAAAUCAAAAAACAAUAA